AUGGACAGUUUCGAAGCGCAUCCUGUUAAUAAAUCUCCACCAAUCCGUCGCGAGUCCAAGCGAGUUCCCUCAGACCUGAGGGAACUGUACCGAACGUCGGCUGAUGGUUAUGAUGAGCCUACACUCGUAUAUCUGAAGUCAUUGUCGAACGGUCUGCCAACGACACCCAAUCUGCCACCCACGCCACCUACGGCAAACGGCGAGUCUGCCGAGACUGUGCCUCUCGAGCCGUCCCCUGAUGCUGGGCUGUGUCGAUCGAAGCCAGUGACCCCUAUCAAUCAGAACAGUCCUCCCACGCCGGACAUCACACCUCCUGCGGAGCUCAAGCGGCCCGUACCGAGACCGUUCCUUGGAACCCAACCUUCUUUGACUUCAACUCGUGCCGAGUCGUUCAAAACCGCAAGAGAGGACAUAGUCUCCGACGAUGAUUCGACUACUCAUGUUGCGGAUUAUCCGACGCCCCGAACUCGAAGGUUGCCGGCACUGGACCUCGGUGGAUUAUACCCAAGCCCUGAGAAGAUAGCAGUAGCUGCAUCACCAAUACCAAGCCGCCUCAGGCUAGCGCUGCCGAUGGGCAAGGACGAAGAACAGGCCGAAGUGUUUGUGGACAACCCAUCGACAGCUCAUGCAACAGCAAUUCCCCAGGAGGCAGGCAUUCGACACGAAACAAAGGGCGAAACUGUAAGAAAGCCAAGAGAUCAUACACCGAGUCCUUCCCGCGACACUGCCCCGAAGCAUUCGUUGCUCAAGGACGAAAAGCGGUCGCCGGCGCCGGACGAAAGUCGAAUUAAAGUCGAGAAAGUGCGCAGAGGCCCUAGUCUGAGGGAUCGGCUGAAGGCUGUGGAUAAGGAGUCUCCUUCUGCUUCAACAGAGAAGUUCGCGAGCAUUAUUGGUUGGAGCAGCGCAGUCGCCCACGAGCAGCCUACAGAGAAGCGAAAUUCUGCAGCAUCAACAACUUCUACGAUUGGUGCCCUGGUGCUCGAAACGACACCAUCACCCAAGAAACGAGGAACGCUUCGCAAGAUAACAAAACAGGACUCUCUGCGAUCCGCCAGCUCACCCUUACCUGCUUCUCAGACGCUGAGUGUUGACUCGGCACAUCGACUGAUUCACAAGAAAGCCAGACUGAGCAACGAGAAUCGUUGGAGCUUUGGCUCAGAGGUUGCUAGAUCACAUAGCCUGUCGUCUAGCAUCGUCCAGCCAAAGGUCGAGAUCAUCAAGGUCGCUGUCAUCCCUGAACGUACUUCAUCCCUGCGCAGUUCUUCUAACCCAAGCAGUAAGAGACACUCGCUCUCUGGCAGCUCGGGCAGAACACAUUCAAAGAAAGCGCCGGACAACAAGCCUCCUACUUCAUGGCAACGCAAGAGAACGCUCUCAGAAUCGCAGUCCGAUCGUGGAAGAGGCGAGCAGCCUAAGGUGGUAGUACCACCCAGGAGCUCGUCGCUGUCAGCGCCUACGUCUCGUACUACGUCUCGUGCCAAUUCGAUAACCUCUGAGAAGUUCAGAAGACAGCGAAAAGAGGCCGAAACUGAAUUGCGACGGACACUGGAUCGCAUGGAAUCAGAUCGUCUGAUCUCGUCACUCCGAAGCCUGUCAAAUGAACGAGGCCCAGAUGAGACGCCCUCAAAGCCUCCCCGACGAUCGGCUUCAUCCUCUCAGCCGGAUCCAAGUCUGCUCCAGCCGACGCCAGGAACGUCUGAGUGGGCGGCCCUUCGUCCACCGUCGAUUUUAGAGACCCCUUUUUCUCAGCCAUCUUACAAGUCUGCCUCGCCCGAACUGCGUGACGCCACGGCAGUUAACUUCUUCCCUCACAACAAUCACUCGUUGCAGCUUAUAGAGCCAAACAUCACGAGCGAGUCACGCGCAGUCAAGGAAGUACGCAAACAGCAUUACAUUAAGGAUGCUGAUGCUUUGUCAACUCGAAGUCCGUUGCGAAACCCUCGAGAGGCACCGCAGCCACCAGCACUAAAUAUCAUACCUGCUACGCCAAACACGGAGACAGAUGCUAAUGAGUUCAAGCCGAGCGCGGUGUCGAAGCGGCCAAGCCAACGGCGCAGGUCUGAAAGUUUCGUGCAGGCCUUGACACGUGGGCUCAGUGUUCGCAACCCACAAAACCGCAAGAAAGGUCAGCAACUAGAUGGCUCUUCGCAUCCGUUCUGGCGACCACAAGGCUUCUGGGACAGCUUCGAGGAUCCGCACCCGAAACCAGGCGAGGAGCAAGACAUGCAAGUGCACAAUUCACUCGGUUUGCCUCAGGAGCGAACCGUCAUCAGGGGGCCAGUGAGUCUAGUGAGGCGGAUCUCGCAACGCCGAAGAGAGAAUCAGCUUCGGAUGCUGGCGAAGCAAGGGAGCUCUAACAGUCUGGCCAAGAUUCGGGCGAGCCACCAGCUAUACAAGACAUCGAUACUGGGUAUCAAUAUGCCCUUCAGCCGGUUUGUCAAUAUGCGGGACCGGGUACUUUUUGCAAAACAACGAAAGGAGGACGAAAGGCGGGAACGACGGAGGCAAGAUAUUAGAGACAGGAUUGGCAAAGAGGUUGUACGGCAGGGUGACAGUCGAUUUUUGAGGAGUCAGGAUAGCAUGAGAGCGAUACGUGUUGGGCCAUGA
Messenger RNA from Cyphellophora europaea CBS 101466, 2607 nucleotides. RefSeq lists its product as uncharacterized. Bases 1 to 2607 code for a protein of 868 amino acids. The transcript has a single exon. The record is from RefSeq and is a predicted model, not a curated record. NCBI's taxonomy places the organism in Eukaryota, Fungi, Ascomycota, Eurotiomycetes, Chaetothyriales, Cyphellophoraceae.